Exophiala mesophila is the source of this 1884-nucleotide messenger RNA. RefSeq lists its product as uncharacterized. Gene Ontology annotation, cellular component: COP9 signalosome. The coding region runs from base 119 to 1525 and encodes 468 amino acids. Gene Ontology annotation, biological process: protein deneddylation. Gene Ontology annotation, molecular function: metallopeptidase activity; protein binding. NCBI's taxonomy places the organism in Eukaryota, Fungi, Ascomycota, Eurotiomycetes, Chaetothyriales, Herpotrichiellaceae. The transcript is spliced from 2 exons. The record is from RefSeq and is a predicted model, not a curated record.
GAAUGACCCAUCACCACCAUCUUUUUGUCACAUUCCUCGACUAGACCUUGCUCUCGAACGUGUUUCCUCGAUCUCUUUCUCUAGACCAAGCCGUGGGUAGUCCCUCAGCCUUUUAGGGAUGGCGGAUACGUCGGGAAACACUUUGAUCUCGACUAGACCAUCCGAGACUGGUCUCUCGGUCUCUCUCCAUCCUCUCGUCCUCCUCACGAUCUCCGACCAUGUAACAAGGCAUUCUGUAAGAAGACAAUCUGGUCCAGUGGCCGGUGCGCUCCUUGGCCAGCAAAAGGGACGAGAGAUCACUGUCGAACAUGCCUUUUCUACUGUGUUAGUCCAGGACAAUCAAGAGCACUGGACAUUUGAUGUCUCAUGGAUGGAGACAAGAAUCCAGCAAUAUCGCGAUGUCCACAAAGCUCCGGCCCUCGACUUUGUUGGCUGGUACACCCUGUGUCCUGAAUCAGGCCCAUCAGUCGCUCAAAUCCCGCUACAAAAGCAAGCCAUCACGUUCUACAGUGACAGCGCGAUCCUACUUGUCUUACAUCCCGAGGGGCUGAGCUCCACCAACUCCACAAAUGGCCGUCUUCCUGUCUCUAUAUACGAGAGCAUUCAAGAAUUAGACUCGCACAAUGAUGAUGCCUCAAUGCAGGUCGAUGGUCAGGAGUCGGCCUCCUCGCUGAAAUUCCGUCCGCUGUCAUACUCAGUCGACACUGAUGAGACGGAAAUGAUUGCUAUAGACUACGUUGCUAAAGGAGCCGGGAGCGCCGCCGCCAUACCCGAAUCUUCCUUACCCUCAGAUCCAGCAUCAUCCAUCAACCCUGAUAUUUCAAAGGGUAAAUCCAGGAUCACGUCCACAUCUACGAAUGGCACCAGCGUCGACCCAUCAAGCGAGACGUCAGUGAUACUUACGACCGAGGAACAAGACGCUAUUGCCAACAUUACCACUCGUCUUAAUUCGGUCAAAAUGCUCCAGUCACGCAUCGCCCUUCUUCGCCAGUUCAUUCAGUCACUGCCUCCCUCGUAUCUUUCUGACCAAACCUGCUCAGCAAGCCCUGACCCCGCUCAUCUUCCUCAUCUCCGCAGCAUCCAAGCUCUUCUGACACGUCUGUCUCUUUUGACCCCCAGCGACGACUCGACAUCCUCGACCACGGUCUCCGCUCUAGCCACGGCAGCCCAAUCCCAAUCAAACGAUGUAUCUCUUUCUCACCUGCUCAAUCUCCUGAGUCAAGACGUUCAAGCCCUUAGCGAACUUGGUCGAACAUUCCACACCGUCUACCAAAGCCAAAACAGCAAGGCAGCCAAGAACCUGCGGGACUCGGCGGGAGGUCCUGGAGCUGGGGGCACAGUGGGGCCUACUGGGGGGAGUUCUCGAGGCGGGAAUGCAAACGGCAAAGGAGGUUCAAGCGGAAGGGGUGGCUUUGGCGGCUUGGAAGACAGUGAUGGCUCGUUUGGAGGGCUUGCUUCGAUAGGAGCUGGACCAUCUUCUUCGAGUGGCCGGGGCGCUGUCGGAUCCAAUUCGUUGCAGGUUUAGGUGACGAGGCUAUGCAAUUGGCACGGAGACGAGGGCGGCGAAACGCUCUAAAGGCUUUCUCUGCAGCGUGCAUUCGUACCCUCACUUAUUGCAUGCGUGAAGUUGCAAUAGAGCCUGUCGUGGCGGAGAUAUCUCUGGAGGUGCUUACGAUUGAAUGAAAGGAUACGUGAUCAGACGUCGUAGUUCUGAUCUGGGGCUUUGGCAGGUCAAUCCGGUCAACAUGAAAGAGGUUUUAACGAAGGUUGACAUGAUACGGCGACAGCGAGGAUGAAGCAUAGCGUCGGCGUCACAUGGCUUAGGGCAUCAGACUAAAAGCAAGGAGCGCUUGGUAGACAAAUCUAUGACCUGUACAAAUCUGA